This is a messenger RNA of Sciurus carolinensis (gray squirrel), 3422 nucleotides long. It is a transcript of the gene Abcg1, whose product is annotated as ATP binding cassette subfamily G member 1. The record is from RefSeq and is a predicted model, not a curated record. The transcript has 15 exons. NCBI's taxonomy places the organism in Eukaryota, Metazoa, Chordata, Mammalia, Rodentia, Sciuridae. Bases 126 to 2126 code for a protein of 666 amino acids. Gene Ontology annotation, biological process: cholesterol homeostasis; transmembrane transport. Gene Ontology annotation, cellular component: plasma membrane. Gene Ontology annotation, molecular function: ATP hydrolysis activity; ABC-type sterol transporter activity; ATP binding.
CGGAGCCAGCGCUGGGCGCAGCGGCAGAGCCAGGAGCCGGCGCAGCCUCGUCGCCGCAGCCUCGUCCCCGUCGCCCGCUGCCUCGUCCCCGCCGCCGCCGCCGCCGCCGCCGCCGCCCCCGGGGCAUGGCCUGUCUGAUGGCCGCUUUCUCGGUCGGCACCGCCAUGAAUGCCAGCAGUUACUCCGCAGCAAUGGCGGAGCCUAAGUCGGUGUGCGUCUCGGUGGACGAGGUGGUGUCCAGCAACGUGGACGACGCUGAGACAGACCUUCUGAACGGGCAUCUGAAGAAGGUGGACAAUAACCUCACUGAGGCCCAGCGCUUUUCCUCCCUGCCCCGGAGGGCAGCUGUGAACAUUGAGUUCAAGGACCUUUCCUACUCGGUUCCCGAAGGACCGUGGUGGAGGAAGAAAGGAUAUAAGACCCUCCUGAAAGGCAUCUCUGGGAAGUUCAACAGUGGAGAGUUGGUGGCCAUCAUGGGGCCCUCCGGGGCUGGGAAGUCCACACUCAUGAACAUUCUGGCUGGAUACAGGGAGACCGGCAUGAAGGGGGCCGUCCUCAUCAACGGCAUGCCCCGCGACCUGCGCUGCUUCCGGAAGGUGUCCUGUUACAUCAUGCAGGACGACAUGCUGCUGCCGCACCUCACGGUGCAGGAGGCCAUGAUGGUGUCGGCACAUCUGAAGCUGCAGGAGAAGGACGAAGGCAGGAGGGAGAUGGUCAAGGAGAUCCUGACCGCACUCGGCUUGCUGUCCUGUGCCAACACGCGGACUGGGAGCCUGUCGGGCGGCCAGCGGAAGCGCCUGGCCAUCGCCCUGGAGCUGGUCAACAACCCUCCAGUCAUGUUCUUUGAUGAGCCCACCAGCGGCCUGGACAGUGCCUCCUGCUUCCAGGUGGUGUCCCUGAUGAAGGGGCUGGCCCAGGGGGGGCGGUCCAUCGUCUGCACCAUCCACCAGCCCAGCGCCAAGCUCUUCGAGCUCUUCGACCAGCUGUAUGUCCUAAGUCAAGGACAGUGUGUGUACCGGGGGAAGGUCUCCAACCUGGUGCCAUACUUGAGGGGUUUGGGCCUGAACUGCCCCACCUACCACAACCCCGCAGAUUUUGUCAUGGAGGUGGCCUCGGGCGAGUAUGGCGACCAGAACGGCCGGCUGGUGAGGGCAGUGCGGGAGGGCCUGUGCGACUCCGACUACAAGAGAGACCUCGCGGGGGACGCCCAGGUGAACCCCUUCCUCUGGCACCGGCCCCCUGAAGAGGACUCUGCUUCCAUGGAGGGCUGCCACAGCUUCUCCGCCAGCUGCCUCACCCAGUUCUGCAUCCUCUUCAGAAGGACCUUCCUCAGCAUCAUGAGGGACUCGGUCCUGACGCACCUGCGGAUCACCUCGCACAUCGGGAUCGGCCUCCUCAUCGGCCUGCUGUACCUGGGCAUCGGGAACGAAGCCAAGAAGGUCCUGAGCAACUCCGGCUUCCUCUUCUUCUCCAUGCUGUUCCUCAUGUUUGCCGCCCUCAUGCCCACCGUUCUGACCUUUCCCCUGGAGAUGGGCGUCUUCCUCCGGGAACACCUGAACUACUGGUACAGCCUGAAGGCCUACUACCUGGCCAAGACCAUGGCCGACGUCCCCUUCCAGAUCAUGUUCCCCGUGGCCUACUGCAGCAUCGUGUACUGGAUGACCUCGCAGCCGUCUGACGCAGUGCGCUUCGUCCUGUUCGCGGCCCUGGGCACCAUGACCUCCCUCGUGGCUCAGUCUCUAGGCCUGCUGAUCGGAGCGGCCUCCACGUCCCUGCAGGUGGCCACGUUCGUGGGUCCUGUGACGGCCAUCCCCGUCCUGCUGUUCUCAGGGUUCUUCGUCAGCUUCGACACGAUCCCCACGUACCUGCAGUGGAUGUCAUACAUCUCCUACGUCAGGUAUGGCUUCGAGGGGGUCAUCCUGUCCAUCUACGGUCUGGACCGGGAGGACCUGCACUGUGACAUUGACGAGACCUGCCACUUCCAGAAGUCGGAGGCCAUCCUGCGUGAGCUGGACGUGGAGAACGCCAAGCUGUACCUGGACUUCGUUGUCCUCGGGGUCUUCUUCAUCUCCCUGCGCCUCAUCGCCUACCUUGUCCUGAGGUACAAGAUCCGGGCAGAGAGGUAGAAGCCCUGGGCACCAGCAAGGAGGCCAAGGAGGCCAAGGAGGCGUGCAGCCAAGGGCCCGAGGCGCUGCGCGGCCGAGCCGGAGACAGACUGCAGAGCACGGGCCGGAGGGCUCUGGGCCCGCCUCUGCCGGCCGGGCCGGCCCUCCUCUCCACCACCUUUUCUAGCUGUACUAGGAAGAUGUAGAAAGGUCUGUUUUACAUGCAGGCUUUAAAGUGCCAGAACUGGGGCAGAGUUUAGAACUGCCGCAGCUGGCGCCAAGGGGCGCCCGCCGUGAGGUUCCUGCUGUGGCCCCGUGAGGCUAGUCCUCCUGAGGCCGCUGGGGAGCUGGAUGUCCUGGGCAGGAUGUCCAAGUGCAGGCCUCUGCUCCAGGACUGCGGUGUCUCAAGGUCAUCUUCCUGAGGUUUCUCUUUUCCAACAGAGUCACUUUUCGGGUCAAAAGUCGAUAGAUUUCAUCUGUUUUAAGAAGUUGUAUCUUUUCAGCACUUGCUGAGGACUUACCCAGGGUAGAGUCCGUGCUUUGUGUAGAGAGUUGGGCCUGAUCCCAGAGCGGGUCCCCCGCAGGCGGACCUCCUGGAAGGGCAGGUGCCACUGCAGGGGGCGGGGCUCCGUGCUGUCCCUCCCCCUCCGACCCCAGGGUGCGACGCUGCGGCCCCCUCCUGCAAGCCCUUUCAUUUCCAUGUGCUUCUUACUUUAAGCCAACUAGAUUGUUCCUCCCUAACUUUCUGACUACCUUCGUUUUGCCUAAAAAAAAAAAAAAAAAAAAAAAACCAACUUGUGUAGAAGAUUAGAAGAUGACCCUGCUGAUUCUGAAGAGGUCUCCUGGCUCUUCUCUCACUCCAUCUACCUCCGCUGAGCCUGGAAGCUGAGCUUCAGGAGUUGCAGCUGUGGCCGGGGCGAUGGGUCAGCUGGAGCAGCCCUGAGAGAGGAGCAGCUGGACCAGAGGGGAGCUGCCACGAGACCCUCUCUUUCCAGAACCCCUGUGCUAGGGCCAGUCUCCUGUGAAGACUGUGUUUGUGGGGGCAGGUCGCUAACCUCUCUGAGCCAGUGUCCUCGCCUGUAAAUAAUUGCACUAGACCGCGCGGCGCAAGGUCCUCUUCAGCUUUGGAAGGUCCGGAGGCCCGCAGGUCUCGUUUCCUGCUGGUAGAGAUGGAACGCGUCUGGAUCUUACUUGCACAUGCAUUUGGUUGGAAAAUGUUAGAGAGUCUUUUUAUUUUUUCACUCCUAGAUCUUUUUUAGUAAAUCCAAUGGAAACGCAUAUUAAAAUGUAGUUUUAAGUUUGCUUGUUCUGUACAGA